This is a messenger RNA of Ectocarpus siliculosus, 660 nucleotides long. NCBI's taxonomy places the organism in Eukaryota, Phaeophyceae, Ectocarpales, Ectocarpaceae. The record is from the annotation of a GenBank genome assembly.
AUGGCAGAACCCACACCUGGAUCCACGCCAGCACCCACCCCAGGCACCACGGCGGAACCCACUCCGGGAGCCACGCCAGGGUCUACCCCAGUGCUGUCUCCGGCUCCAAGCCCCGGAAUACUAUCAACGACCGCACCAGAAGAACCCACCGCAAUUCCCACGCCAUCGGAAACCGUCCUUCCAACGCUAGAGCAAGGCACCCCUGGACCAACGAUGCCUGCUACUUGGCCGAGAACCGUGCCGCCAACGGCCGGCUUGACGCUUGCGCCCACUCCCGAUCAAACUUUGACAUCCACUGUUGGGCAAACGCUCCUGUCUACUGUGGAGCAAACUCUCCCGCCUGUAGAGCAUUCUCUUCCGCCUUCGCUGAAGCAAAAUCUCCUGCCUACCGUCGAUCACACUGUCCCACCCAAGCUUGGACAAGCGCUUCCGCCUUUUGUCGAGCAAACGCUUUCGCCUACCGUUGAUCGAACUAUAACCCCUACCGUUGAGCAAAUGCUAUUGCAAUCUGUUCAGCAAACUCUCUCGCCUACUGUCGACCAAACCCGACACCCACCGUUGAGCAAACGCUCCUGCCUACUAUUGGGCAAACCCUCGUUCCUACCGUUGGGCAAACGUUCCCACUUGCUAUUUUGCGGACCCUUUUCGCCCAACGUUUAG